Messenger RNA from Exophiala oligosperma, 1986 nucleotides. RefSeq lists its product as uncharacterized. The record is from RefSeq and is a predicted model, not a curated record. The transcript has 3 exons. Lineage: Eukaryota; Fungi; Ascomycota; Eurotiomycetes; Chaetothyriales; Herpotrichiellaceae. The coding region runs from base 189 to 1250 and encodes 353 amino acids.
CAAAUAUCCAGACGAAGAAUAAAUGUACUCUGUAGUACACCCUUCCUCCCAGAAUACCAAUCAUCAGUCCCAGGACAGCGACGCCUCAAUAAAUCUUCUAUCAAAGAUACGCCUGGAGCUCAACCAGCUCGAAUUGACAUUUUACCUAUCUACGUGUUAGCUAGAAUCACCAAGUGACGUACUCAAAGAUGCCCGAUGAAUUCAACAUCCAGCCGAACUUUGGCUCGACAUUUCGCACCUUUUUGCACUCACAAUUUCUCGUCACGCCGCCAUAUCCGGAGCAUUCUUUUGCGGGGCAGACGGUGAUUGUCACUGGGUCGAACGUUGGUCUCGGAUUGGAAGCAGCGCGGCACUUUUAUCGUCUCAACUGUGCCAAGCUCGUAUUGGCGGUGCGUACUGUAUCCAAGGGGCAAUCGGCGAAAGAGGACAUCGUCCGCAGUGUUCGACAUCGGACGGACGCAGAUGCUAUAGAAGUAUGGCCUCUGGACCUCACGAGCACGGCUUCGACGUUGGCCUUUGCACAGAAGGCAAAGACCGAGCUGUCUCGACUGGACGUCGUGGUGGAAAACGCUGGAAUCAGUAAUCCCACAUGGCACGUCCACGAGGGUUUCGAGGCGGUCAUCCAGGUCAACGUCAUCAACACUCUACUGCUCGCGUUGAGUCUCCUACCCAAGCUCACCGAGACAAAGAACCGAUUCCCAGACUCGACCCCACAUUUGGAAAUCGUCAGUUCAGAGGUCCACAAAUUCACCAAGUUUCCAGAGGCCAAUGCUCCAGAUUUGUACCAAACGUUGAAUGACGAGGCAUCGUCCAACCUCUAUGAUAGGUACAAUGUCAGCAAGCUACUGGAAGUCCUGUUCAUUCGGGAAUUCGUCUCGCGGCUGAGCCACUCUCAGCCGUCCUCGCAACCUCCGGUCGUCAUCACGCUCGUCAAUCCAGGCUUGUGCCGAAGCUCGCUGGACAGAGACCAACAUUUCCUCGUCAGAAUGACCACGGACGUCCUCAGGUUCAUCGUCGGGAGGGCGACGGAGGUGGGCUCGAGAACGUUGGUCCACGGUGCUUGUGCGGGCCCAGAGUCGCAUGGCAUGUUCAUGUCAGAUGGGAAGAAUCAGGACGUGGAACCGUGGAUAUACACCGAUCAAGGCAAGAAAGUGCAGAAGAAGGUGUUUGAACAGACCAUGAAAGUCUUGGACGAAAGACGCUUCAAGGGAUCGAAGCCAGAUUGGGGAUUCGACGUGGGAGAAUAUUGAUGGCUCGAGUGUCGGUGAGCAACAACUCGUGCCUACUUGCAGUAUUCGCGGUGGUCUUUCCGCAGAGGGGCAUUUGGGAUACGCGCGGGAGCAUUCGUCGCGAGGAACGGCAGCACGAUGCUGUGUUCUGGACUUCAGCCACGAAUGUUUUUAAAGGUCUGAUUGUCAGGCGUAAAGGGGGAAGUAGCAUCACUAGAGAUGUUUUUUUCUCUCGGAGCUGUUCAGGUAUAUCAAGCUCGAGAACGAUCGAUGAAGGCUCAGAGUUUCAAUCCGGCAGUUGUGGUGAAUUGUUUACACGAUCCCUAAAGGAGGUGGACAAAGCAGGUGCCGAGACCGGGACGGUUGUCCAAUGCUCGUUUUUGCGUCGGUUCUGUCCAUAUCGGUCUCAAGGCGGCACAAAGCUAUUUACAUCUACACAGUAAGAGCUGCUCCGAGCUCUCCGGGCACGCCGCUUUCACAAGCUGACGACCUGCUUCGCAGCUCAACCACUCUUCUCAUUCCCUCCAGCACUCUCACGCACCCUGGCAAGCAACAAUCUGAUUUUUGCUGCUGCAGGGCCCCUUGGUACGCCACCGUCUCAAGACACGAGUUCCCAUAGUUGGCAACCAACAGGGUUGAAUACAUUCUUCUUUGAGUGCCUAUGAAGAAGGGAUGUGGAGGUGUAUUACAUUUAAAGGAGUUGUCUCGCUACGUACCGUGUACAUACUCAACUCAGGUAGAUGACGCUGGUCACCAC